UCUCAGACAGACUCUCUGAUGUCCACACUUCCUCCCCCUUAGAUCUUAGAUCAGGUGAAGAUCAAAAAGGUGUGAAAAGCUAUUGUCUUCUUGACCUUCUGAACUUUUUACUGAAGAUCAUAGAAGUUUUAAAGCUGUUAGAUGUUAAAUUGGCUGAUUCUAUUUAAGCAGGAUGAUAACAUGUGAUCUGAAAUAUUCUUGUGAAAUUUGUUAAACGUAUUUCACAAAUACCCUCUUAAAGUAUCUGAUUAAAAUAAACCUUAAACUUCUAUUUUUUUCUCAUAUUACAGAAAAAUGCAGAAGACGAUGACUUUCUUCCCGGGGAAAAUCUGCGUUGUGUUCCGCAAGGGACCACUCGGAUUUCUCCUCCAGGAGCCAUCGAAGGAAGCCAGGAGAAUCAAAGAGGACGCCACUCUGCAGGACAAGUCUGCACCCACACGGGCAGACCUCGUACACCAGAAUGCCCUGGCUGUGGUCCGUCAGAGAGGAGGGGACGCCUCAGAUCGGGCAGAGGUGCUGGGGGACUACAUCCUGCAGUUUGGGAAAUACAAAGGGAAAUCUUUCCGGUGGCUUCUGGAAAACGACAUCGGAUACACAAUGUACCUGAUUAAAAACGUGGAGAAGGAGGAGGCAUCAGGCGUCACCGUGACUGCUGGACAUGCCAAGGACAGCCUGCAGUCAUUCGUCAAUUACGCCCUCGAUUUUGAUGAGAUCCAGUCUCUCCGAACCUAUGAGGCAAGUGGAGUUGGUGUUCUGGCAGCUUCAUCGGAAGAUGACCAGCUGGUUGGCUUUGGCACUCGUGGGAAAAGUACCUGGAAGGAGAUUUGGGACAGCAGAGCUGAUGGCUAUGCGGCCUUCGUUUUGGGGAAGGUCUGCGUCCCAGGUACGCGCAUGUUUAAGCUGCAGCAGUACCUGCAGAAGAGGCAGCGAUCGGCCUCAGCUUCCCCACCCGAGGAACAGGCUGCAAGUGUCUCCAAACCCAUGGGUAAAUUAAUUAUUAUAUAUUGUUAUUUGCCACAUCUGAUGACAUGUGACUAAUACUUUAAACCUAUCCUAAUUUGGGUGAACUUAUUCUUUUUUGUACCCUGUAAUAUUUGUUUGGACCACAGCGAUGGACGAGGAUGAAGAGCUGGAGAGUGCCAUGAUGACCAUGAAAUCCUCCAAACCACACGUGCGGACCUGUAAGUGCGCUUUUAUCACACUGACUAAUUGUCAAAACUGACGGUGGCAAACUCUGUGUUGUAUCUGACAUCUGUUAUUUCCCAUUUUCUGUUCAUAACCAGUUGUUGCGCCAGCAGCAUCCACACCAGCAGCUGCCAUACCAGGAGUGUUCCCAGGAGUGUCCCCAGGAGUGUCCCCAGGAGUGUCCCCAGGAGCAAAGACAGGUUUUUAAACAACGGGUUUCAGGAGUACAGUUCAUAUUCAUGAUGACUUGUCUCUCAAAACUGAACCUCAACUUUAACUAUUUCUUUGUGUUCUUUGUGUUCUUUGUGUUCUUUGUGUUCUGGCCAUGUUCUGGCCGUGUUCCUUUAAUAAUACUGUUAGCUGGUGUUAUAAAAAACUGUCCUAAGGACUAUGAAUUGAUCACUGCCAUGAUGAAUUGAUGGCAAACGCCGUGAGGGUAAGUAAGCAAUUUCUUUUCUACGCAUGUUGUAUUAAAAGAGAAACAUAUGAACUAGCACUUAAAUGCAUGCGUGUUCAUUAAGUCAUAAUGCUCCUCCUGCUUAGACUAGAGAGUCGUGAUUAGUACUUUAAGUUUGUUUGGUGUGUCUAUAACAAUUUAACAACACUAAUUUUGAGAAGCAGGAGAAGUAAGCUUGACUGAUUAAUUUCCUACUAACAAAAACAUCUGAAUAUUUUGUGAAUUUUGAAAUGAUUGAUUAUUUUGGCUCUUCUAGUUCCAUCUGCAACGCUGUCCAAACCUCUGCUGACCACUGCUUCUGAACUGCAGGCCUCACAGGAUGAAGGUAAAAAUAUUGUAAUACCGUUGCUGUAUCAGAAAUAGAAUCUAUACUCGCUGAAGUAGCUAGUUUUCUUUACACAUACAAGGAACUCUGCUCCAUUACACUAUAUUGUUUAUACACAAGCCUACAUACUACAAGAGAACAGAUUGAUGUCGGGUAAGAGGGAUAAUGAUAUUAACGUUAUGAAGUGUAAAAUUAUCACAUAACGUAAUCAAUUGUGUUUAUUGCAAUUUCACGAAAUUAAUGAUGAGCUUAUUCACUUUCCUGCAGCUGCAUCAACCUCGUCCGGUGUGAAAAGGAAGAGAUCCGUGCCCCUUCCACCAGAGCUGGCUUUCCUGAUCAAGGAGACUACUGGUCCCUCACCACCUGGGAGUCUUGAGUCAACUCAAGGUACAGGAUGUUUCUAUUCUAGUGUAGGACUGAUGUUCACAUCUGCUUAAUGCACAGCUGACUUAACUGAGUAGAAUCCUCACAAUAUCUUUAUAUUUCAUCAUCAUGUCUUUUUGAAUAUAGCCCGUACAAGUGCAUGACAGAAAGACUGCUUUCUCUUUUCAGAACCUAGCACAAGUGCUGCUUGCACCUCAGCACAAAGUGGAGUCAAACCUAAAGCCACUGCUGGAGAUGGUAAGAAUGUAGAGAAUGUAAACAUUCCCUCAAUUUUUCUGACUCCUGAUACUAACAUGCUAUGUUGAUUUUGCUUUAAACCAUGCAACCUUUAAUAAUUAUCUGUAUCAAAAUAAUCACUUGUGUUCUAUUGUCUUAUUUUUAUCCUAGUUUCCUCAGCUCAGCCCCCUCCUCCUGCUCCUGCUCUUGUUCCUGUUCCUGCUCCUGCUCCUGCCCCUGCCCCUGCUCCUGUGCCUGCGCAUGAUCAUGAUAUGAGCAGCUGGAGUUGUUCUCAUCACCAAAAGCUCUGGAUGAGGACAGAGCUCCAGGAUCUUGGGCUGUGGCCUGGGUCUCGCCCAGUUCGUAACCCAGGGAACGCAGUUUCUUUGUGGCGUCUUCCUCCACAACCUGAGCUGUUGGAUUCAGUGGCUGAGCUCCCGUCCCCCAACUUCUUCCAGCUCCACCCAUUUUUUAUCUGGAAACCUGAGAGUCACAUCAUGGUCAGGCUGAGAAACAAUUAUAUCCUGCCCUGUCUCCACGGCUGUCCUCAUCCUCAGGUGGUCUCUGCAGGAGUGGGCAGGCCUCGAGUUGUUGUUGGCACCAGCGGGCAAUAUUUUAUCUUCUCCUCUCGACUCUGCUGCAAGGCCUAUCGAAAGACCUGGUUCGCCGACAGUCCACGAUGGCUUGACAAACUUCCCAGGCGCUUCACCAACCUUCUGCCUGCAUUUCUGACUUACAAGAAAGCCAUCUGUAAGUCUGUCAUGGAUGAGCUGAGACGCACCGGGAAGUCACCAACAGACAUGGCCAACCAGGUGAAUGAGCUCAUGCACCUCAAGUAUGAGCGAGCUCACCUGGCAUACCUCCAAGCCAUCGAGAGUCUGAGAGAUGCUGAGGCUGGAGUGCACGGUCAGAGAACCAUCGGACAGUUCCUGAGGAAGGACAACCAGCCACGCGCUUUUGGGCCAUACGACGAGCAAGAUGGCUGGGCUGGAGUCUCUGUGUCCGGGUUCUACCUGACUGACUGCCUGCUGGAGGAGUUCAAACGCCAGGAGCCAGCAUUGUCCAGGCUUCUUCAGGGAACAUUUGGGCGUGUUUUCAGGUCUGACCACACCAGGAGAGUGGCAAGGAAGGUGACCUUAGCCUCAGGAGUCAUGUCCAGUUAUGCCGUGAUGAACGAGCACUGGCUCAUUGUCUCCUGGGUGAUGGUUCAGUCUGAAAGCGAGAGGUCCCUGGAGCUGAUGUACGAGGGGGUGGCGAAGAGGUACAGCGACGCCGGAGUGGAAAAAGCAGGCUACCACUGGGUGGACAGGUGAGCAGAGCCAUCAGCUGUUUUCAGUUUCAUUCAAACUAACUAACUAACAAACUAACUCAUUCAUUUAUUUUUGAUUCAAUUUAGUGUCUAGUUUUAAUUUUAAUCCUUCUGUGUCUUUGUGCCUUACAUUAGGGAUUGCUGUGCUGCAUUUAAAAUCGCUGACAGCAGCCCUUUUGAGCAUCUGGACUGGGAUGCCUGGAAGACCACCCCAUCCAUUAUUGCCGGAGCGACCUCUGGAAGUCUUGUGAACACCUGUGCCUCACGUUCACAUUACAAUGCUGGCAUUGUUGUGAAACUGGACUUGUUUCACUGCCUGAGGCGCUUUUCCAGGGAGUGCACCUCUGAGCAUCACCCUCUGUACAGCACCUUCUGCCAGCUGCUCUCCGCUGCCUUCUCUGUUGUGGAUCAGGAAGACUUAAAAAGCUUCAGGAUGCCUACAGGUUCUGCGGUAUUCAUCCUGCAAAUCCCACGAAACAGCACAUACGGGAGCACUGCAGGAUUAAAAUACCCAGACCAACAGAGCUGCUGGACAGAGUGGAGAGGGUCCUGA
This is a messenger RNA of Xyrichtys novacula (pearly razorfish), 4429 nucleotides long. The record is from the annotation of a GenBank genome assembly. NCBI's taxonomy places the organism in Eukaryota, Metazoa, Chordata, Actinopteri, Labriformes, Labridae.